Molecule: messenger RNA, 1189 nt
Organism: Gastrolobium bilobum
Lineage: Eukaryota; Viridiplantae; Streptophyta; Magnoliopsida; Fabales; Fabaceae
Product: RHOMBOID-like protein 12, mitochondrial
Exons: 8
Coding region: 1-1014 (337 amino acids)
Cellular component (GO): membrane
Molecular function (GO): serine-type endopeptidase activity
Source: RefSeq, a predicted model, not a curated record
AUGCAGAGCUUUCUUCGCAAACUAGUCACACACCAUCAUCAUCGUCACCAACCCAAUCUUUCUCAACGUAUCUUCAACACUCAUUCUCACAUCCCCUUAUCCUCUAUCCCCAAACUAGAGUUAGGGCAUUACAACAUUUCUCCCUCUUUUCUCACUCACCCACUUCGUCGUCAUUUUCAGUCAUGGCCCUCCCAUCACAACCUUUCGACCAAAAUUCGCGGGUUUCUCUCCCAACCAAUGAUCGUGCAGCAGCAGUUCGCGUUGAACUCGCGCAAUGCUCUCCAGAGGAUCUCCGCCAGAAGCCUUCUAGAUUGCAGGCCCAGCCUUCCCAUAGUUCAUUUUUCUCGCCUGAGCUUCAUUUUCUACCAAAAUUAUGAUUUUUACCGGCGGCGUGGUUGGAGAUCAUGGUUCCAGAGGCUAACACCUUCUGACAUGGUUUCGGGCUUGAUUGUAGCUAACAUUGCUGUUUAUAUAUUAUGGAAGAUAGCAGAUGAAGAGUUUAUGAUAAAAAACUUUACUGUCUCUUUCGACAAUUUUAAGAGUGGACGUUUGCAUACUUUGAUUACCAGUUCUUUCAGUCACAUAGAUUUCCCGCAUCUAUUUUUCAACAUGCUUGGGCUCUACUUCUUUGGAAUGAAUAUUGGAAGAAAUUUUGGACCUGAAUUUCUGCUGAAGCUGUAUCUUGCUGGGGCAGUGGGUGGUUCUGUUUUUUACUUUGUGCAUCAAGCCUAUGAGGCACAAACAUCAAAGGGCUGGAGAUUCAUGAACCCGUUGAUGGGGGCAAGUGGAGCUUUGAAUGCAGUUAUGCUGCUUGACAUAUUCCUCUUUCCAAAAGCAACCCUUUACUUGGAAUUUUUUUUACCUAUUCCUGCAAUCUUGUUUGGCAUCUUCUUGAUUUGGAAAGAUAUGCUGAGGAUGAAAACGGGAGACACUAGAAUAUCAGGAUCUGCACAUUUAGGGGGUGCGGCAGUUGCAGCCAUAGCUUGGGCACGAGUUCGGAAAGGAAGAUUCUAAAUCCUUUUUCAUACCUCUGCAAAACGGAAUUUUUAUUUGCUUAUUACUAUUGAAUGAGUCGUUGAUGUUAUCUAUUGUUGUGAAGUUAUUGGGUUAAAUUUGAAUUGCUAACAGUACUAGGCUGCUUUACAAGCACAUAUUAGUUACAAAAAUUUAGUGUUUGUUUUUUAGGUUU